CGAGUGACUCCGAGCACCGGAGAGAGACUUGUCGCUGCUGCAGCCGCUGCAGGCCCCGAAGCAGGCGCCGCCGCCGACGCCGACGAGCCGUCGUGUGUGGACGAGUGUUCCGUCGUGUGUUUUGUGCUUUGAGCCGCCACCCUUGGGAUUACCAUCGCCAACGCCGACGCCGACUCCCGGAGGAGGUCGCCGUCGUGGAGCUGCCGCCACAAGAAGAGUUGACGUGUGUGUGCUUGUUGUGAUCGGCCGGUGGCCGGCCGGCUCCAUAGCAGCACCACAACAGCAGCAGCGCGGCGCUCGCCGAACAAGUUUCAGUGCACCGCUGCUGCACCGCGACCGCCAGGACCCUCGCGAGAGGCAGCCCAGGUGAUGCCGUAGACACGGGGGGAGGCCAUGCGCGAGGCGGCCCCGGGCGGCGCGGGCACGGGGGUCUCGGGCUGGAUGCGGGCGCUGCCCCGGCCCGUGCCCCGCCCCGGCGGCUGCGGCGACGCGGAGCUGCUGCGCGCCCUCAGCACCCCGCCAGACUUCAGGACGCUGCACGACCUGCAGCUGAUCCAGGGUGCGCUGACGGGGCUGGACGCGUUCGCGGGCUGCAGGGAGGUGACCCUUCGCGCCGUGAGCCGGACGGCCCGGCUGGAGCGCCACCAGGCCAACGACGUCCUCUACCACACCGGUGAGCUGUCGUCCUGCUGGUACAUCCUCCUGGCCGGCUCCGUGUUCAUCGAUGGCUCCAUGUUCCUACCGAGGUCCAGUUUUGGGAAGCGCACUGGAGGCAGCGCAAGGAGGCCCAAUGAAUGCUUUGUGUUGGAACCCUCAGAGAUGAUUGUGAUUGACUACCCGGAGGCUCAAGGCUACCGGGGAAGGCCGCGCAUUCAGGGAGGAAUGCCCAGUAUGGAAAGGGGUGUUAAUUUGGUGCUGGACGACGCGUUUGGGAACGCGCGCCCAGAACUUUACCAAAAGUCAAAUCGCAGUUCUCAUUCUUCUGACACGUCAUCAGCGUACUCUGGCUCAGACACCAUGACCAGUGUACACUCCUCUGUUGAUGCUGAUGAGGUGGACCUCUCUGGGCUUGUUGAAUCCAUCGUGGAUUCUGACGAGGAGGAGGAUCUGGCAGAGAGUAUGGAUAGUUUAACAGUGCGUGACACUGUAAGGGAAUGCCUAGAAAAAGACCCGUCUGAGCGAACUGAGGAUGAUAUUGAAACACUUCUUGAAUUCACACAGCAUUUAAAAGCAUUUACCAAUAUGACUCUUUCUGUGCGUAGAGCUCUUUGCAGUGUCAUGGUAUUUGCUGUUGUUGAAAAGGCUGGCACAAUUGUAAUGAAUGAUGGGGAAGAGCUUGAUUCUUGGAGUGUAUUAAUUAAUGGCCAUGUUGAAGUUGAACAUGGCAAUGGGGAAACUGAGCAACUUCAUCUGGGUGACAGCUUUGGAAUUUUGCCUACAAUGGACAAGUUGUACCACCGUGGAGUAAUGCGUACUCGCUGUGAUGACUGCCAGUUUGUGUGCAUUACACAGACAGAUUAUUAUCGCAUCCAGAGUCAAGGACAGGAAAAUACCAGGCGACAUGAAGAGAAUGGGCUCGUAGUGCUGGUCACUGAGCAGAGGGGCCUGAUGGAUGGGGGUGGGCGGAGGGGACACGUGGUGAUUCGGGGUACUCCUGAUCGUCUCAUGCUGCAACUGAUUGAGGAAAAUUCAAUUGUUGAUCCAACAUAUGUCGAAGAUUUCCUACUCACACAUAGGACAUUCAUCGAUAAUUCAUUCUCAGUUGCAAACCAGCUUUUGGAAUGGUUUAAAGAAGAAAGUGUGCGUGACAGAGUUACACGAGUUGUUCUCUUGUGGGUUAACAACCAUUUUACUGAUUUUGAGACCGAUCCAUCCAUGAUGGACUUCUUAGAAAUGUUUGAGGCUGGCCUUGAGCGUGAGAAGCUGCUGGGUCAGCUUCGUUUAUUGAACAUAGCAUGUGCUGCCAAAGCACGCACAAGAAAUGUUACCCUUGCGAGACCAUCUAGGGAUGAGCCAUUGCAUUUCUCAAUUUUGGGUGGCUUUGAGAGAGGAUUUGGAAUAUUUAUUAACAAGGUUGAGAAGGGGUCUAAAGCAGAAGAUGUUGGUCUGAAACGAGGAGAUCAAAUAUUAGAAGUUAAUGGUCAAAGUUUUGAGCACGUCAGCCACAACAGAGCCCUAGAAAUUCUUAGAGGCACAACUCAUUUGAGCAUAACAGUCAAAUCCAAUCUUCUUGCUUUCAAAGAGAUGCUCUCUAUGCCCGACAACUCUCCUCGAUCGAGAUCUCGCAACAAGAUGUGUGAAAUUGCCCGCCUUCAAGCUGAUCCCAGAGCUCGAUUGGCUUCUACGACCAAUGCAAACCUGGAGCUGCCUUCAUCCCUGGGGGUUUCUAUGCCUGAUUCUAUAUCUAUUCCUCCUCCUGCAUCACCACCACCAUUGGGUCUCAAUUCUCCUUGCAAGAAAGAUUCUUCAGCACACAAAGGAUUUAGCACAUUAGGCCCAAAACAUAGACUACGGAAGGCUCUCAUCAAAAUGAACAUUUUGCCCAAAAAUACAAUCACGGAUAUUGUUCAUAGCGAUGAUAGUGCUUUCAGCAGAACUCCAAGUGCAAGCACCUACACAGGAAAUCUGUAUCAUAGUCAUAGCAACCCAGACCUUGUAAGCCUGUGCUAUGAAGAUAUACGAGGAACUGACUACCCAGAGCAUGUGCUUAAGGUGUUCAAAUCUGAUCAAACUUGUAAAUACCUGUUGGUCCACAAGGAGACAACUGCACAUGAAGUUGUCAUGCUAUCUCUGCAAGAAUUUGGAAUGACAGAUUCAAGUUCUAAUUUUUCCCUGUGUGAAGUAUCUGUGGCUGAAGGGGGUAUAAUCAAGCAAAGGCGCCUUCCUGACCAACUGCAGAACUUAGCUGAGCGUAUCGGUCUCUCAUCAAGAUAUUAUCUGAAAACUAAUGGAAUUACUGAGACACUGGUUCCUGAUGAAAUGGCUCCUGAGCUUAUUCGUGAAUCUCAAGUUCACUUUCUUCAACUAAACGCUGUUGAAGUUGCUGUGCAACUCACUCUUCAGGACUUUUCUAUAUUUCGUCAGAUUGAAAGCACGGAGUAUGUUGAUGAUUUGUUUGAGCUCAAGAGCCGGUAUGGUACCCCUAUGCUCACCCAGUUUGCAGAACUUGUAAACAGGGAGAUGUUCUGGGUUGUAACUGAAGUGUGCUCUGAGCCAAAUAUUGUCAGGAGAUAUAAAAUCAUCAAGCAGUUUAUUAAAGUUGCUCGUCAGUGCAAGGAGUGCAAAAAUUUCAAUUCCAUGUUUGCUAUUGUGUCUGGUCUUGGCCAUGGUGCAGUGUCUAGAUUGAGAAUGUCUUGGGAAAAACUGCCAUCAAAGUAUCAAAGGUUGUUCAGUGACCUUCAAGAUCUUAUGGACCCAUCUCGUAAUAUGAGCAAAUACAGACAACUUGUCACCAGUGAACAAGCUCAACCACCCAUUAUACCGUUUUAUCCUGUUGUGAAAAAAGAUCUGACAUUCAUUAAUUUGGGAAAUGAUUCCAAAGUUGAAGGAUUAAUUAAUUUUGAAAAACUUAGAAUGAUUGCAAAGGAAGUUAGAACUCUGACUAAUAUGUGCUCAUCUCCUUAUGAUUUGUUGACCAUGUUAGAACUUGGUGGACAGCCGCCCUCAUCUGCCAUGGUAGCCUUAAAUCAGUUGACUACAGGUAGCGGUGCAAGUGGAGGGCAACCUGGUGCGUCAACAGUAAAGCGAAGGAAGAAGUCAGCUGCCGCUCCUAAUCCUAAGAAAAUGUUCGAAGAGGCUCAAAUGGUGCGCCGGGUGAAAGCCUACCUCAGUCACAUGAGGGUUGUGAGGGACGAGGAGAAGCUGCACUCCCUCUCGCUGCAGUGCGAGCCGGCGGGCGCCGCCCCAGGCUCCAACCCGCCCCACAGACACAAGCGCCAUCCUUCUCCGACUCUGUCGACCACUAGCUCCGCCAGCUCAGUGAGUUCUGCCUCUGCCGGCGAAGGUAGAAGGAGUGCGGCCCCCAAGUUCGGCACCGCCUCUCCUCAGGCGGUGCGGAAGAUGCUGGCACUCAGUGAGCCCGGGAAGACGAGACCGCACCAACCGAGGCACCCGGGAUCGGUGACCAUCCCCAGCGGCUUCUCUCCGGGAGCGCUGCGACGUGGUACGGAGCUUGCUGGCAGUUUGGCUGGGAGUUUGGCUGGCAUGGUUGCCAGGGCUAGCCAUGAGCGGUCUCAUUCUGAUACACCAGCUGUUCGUCUUUCAGCUGAGAGCAGUUCCGUCACAUCACUGUCUAACUUGCCUCUGCGAAAGACACUGACCUCAGGUUCUGUGACGUCAAGUGACUCUGGCCAUUCUACUCAGUUGGACUCCCGUUCCAACAGUUCAAUGGAAGUGACUAACAACUCUGGUGCAGCCUAUCCUGUUCCGGGAGGUUCCCCACCAGCAUCGCAGAUCCGGCGUCAUUCUGCUCUGCAAGGCAAGCUUUGGUCUGUCGCUCCAUUUCCGCAUGCCGUGGCUGUCUUGCCUCCCGUUCCACCUCGCGGAGGUAGCAUCGGUAGCAUGGCCCCCCCGCCGCCGCGGCGCGCACCCCCCGCCUACACUGUCGCCGCCCAGAUGGCUCGGCUGCACCGCCUGGGGAGAGCGCAUUCGCACGAGGGAGUCUCUGGGGGCUACUACCUGACCGAGCCCGAGGAGGACGGUGAGUGCCUGGGCUUCAGAUGAUGAGGAUGCUCAAGUAUCAGCUGUGUGACGUCAGGAGACAUUAAAGACACUCAACAUGGUGCAGGAGUAUACCAAAGAUAGCAAAUAGUGGAUUUUAAUAUAUGAUAUGAGUUAGUAGAGUUAAAUUAUUACUUUUAAGAAAGAUUUGGUAGUGUAGCCUUGUUGUGGUUUACUAUCACUACCCUAGUACCUUACAAACCCCGUCUGAUAGUCUAUUCCAUCAAGAUUCCCAUCUUGUGGAAUUUGUUUUGUGUGAGUUAGGACCAAAUUGAAACCUGAGAGUGAGAGCAAUAACCUUUUUAUGAAUUGAUUCCUUAUUAGUAAUCUACAAACUAUGGUGCUAAUGGCUGAUUGUAAGUUCUUUAAUAAGCUUUUAUCUGUUUUCCCUCUUUGGGGAUAUUGUUACAAUGAAUCACUUUAUAAGACUCAAGCUGCAUUUUUUUUGUCUCUCAGCCAAGUAACAGUUGUUAAUGAAGUUGGUAAGACAUUUUUGUUUCAGUGUAGA
Frankliniella occidentalis (western flower thrips) is the source of this 5227-nucleotide messenger RNA. RefSeq names its product rap guanine nucleotide exchange factor 2 (gene PDZ-GEF). The transcript is spliced from 23 exons. Gene Ontology annotation, biological process: Ras protein signal transduction; positive regulation of GTPase activity. Lineage: Eukaryota; Metazoa; Arthropoda; Insecta; Thysanoptera; Thripidae. Gene Ontology annotation, molecular function: protein binding; guanyl-nucleotide exchange factor activity. Bases 394 to 4722 code for a protein of 1442 amino acids. Gene Ontology annotation, cellular component: apical plasma membrane; plasma membrane. The record is from RefSeq and is a predicted model, not a curated record.